Messenger RNA from Capsicum annuum, 648 nucleotides. RefSeq lists its product as uncharacterized. Bases 1 to 648 code for a protein of 215 amino acids. Gene Ontology annotation, biological process: DNA integration. The transcript has 3 exons. The record is from RefSeq and is a predicted model, not a curated record. NCBI's taxonomy places the organism in Eukaryota, Viridiplantae, Streptophyta, Magnoliopsida, Solanales, Solanaceae. Gene Ontology annotation, molecular function: nucleic acid binding.
AUGACUGCUCCAUGGCCUUUUGUGGCUUGGGGAAUGGACGUAAUUGAAUCAACUGAACCAAAAGCCUCGAAUGGACAUAGGUUUAUCUUGAUAAUUGUCACGGAUAAUGCUACAAAUCUUAAUAGCCAUCUGAUGCAAAAAGUAUGCCAGCAAUUUAAGAUUAUGUAUCGAAAUUCAACUCCUUAUCGUCCAAAGGCGAAUGGAGCUGUAAAAGAUGCCAGCAAGAACUUAAAGAAAAUACUCUGUAAGAUGGUGCAGGGUUCCCGACAAUGGAAUGAAAAGUUACCUUUUGCUUUAUUGGGUUAUCGUACUACAGUUUGGACUUCAAUUGGUGCAACUCCUUACUUGUUGGUGUACGGAACUGAAGUAGUUAUACCUGCGGAGAUUGAAAUUGUAUCUCUUCGAGUAGUUGUAGAAGCUGAAAUUGAUAAUGACCAAUGGGUCAAGACUCAUUUGGAGCAAUUAAGUUUGAUUGAUGAGAAAAUAUUAACAUCAAUUGAAGCCAAAGGCAAAUUUUCUCCUAAUUGGCAUGGACCAUUCAUGGUGAAGAAACAGUUACUUAAUGGCGCGUUAUAUCUGACUGACAUAGAAGGCAAAAUGGAAGGAAUGUCGAUCAAUGUUGAUGCAGUUAAAAGAUUUUAUGUAUGA